This is a messenger RNA of Anas platyrhynchos (mallard), 755 nucleotides long. RefSeq names its product chromosome 16 C22orf39 homolog (gene C16H22orf39). Lineage: Eukaryota; Metazoa; Chordata; Aves; Anseriformes; Anatidae. The record is from RefSeq and is a predicted model, not a curated record.
CGGGGCGGGGCGGGGCGGUCACGGGCCCGAGCGGGGGCGGGGCGGAGGCGAGGAGGAGGAGGAGGGGGAGCAGCAUGGCCGGCGGCGGCAGCUGGAGGCCGCCGCGGUCGUGCGAGGAUUACUGGUGGGAGUGGCGGCACUGCCGCGGGCUGCGCCACGCCUUCCACCACUACUACGCGCACGGGCAGCUGCCGGCCUGCGCCCGCUGGCGGGACGAUUACACCGCCUGCCGCGCCUGGGAGAGCGCCCGCGCCGCCGCCGCGCAGGAAGCGCUGUGCAAGAGCGAAAGAGCCCGCGUGGAGGAGAAGCAGAAAUAUGCCCCGGUGUGGACCUUCAGGAAGAGCCCGCCGCCAGACUGGUACCUGCCGCUCGAGCAGGACAGCCCCAAGUGAUGCGGCAGCUUCGCCAGGAUCUCAUCUCAGCAACACAGCAGGAAACUCUUAAGUUAGCAGCUCCUCUUCCCCAGCACAGCUGGUGUUGCACACUGUUGGAACAUCUGGGCCUGCCAGAUGGGAAAAUAAAACCAAGCUGGGACUCCUCCCUGCCAGUUCAGGACACAGCCACUGGCAUUUAAAAGGCUCUACCCAGAUUCAGUACUGUGGUUCUGAAGAGUUUCAGACACAGUGGGACAAUGUUGCAGACCCUGAAACAUGCCUGUUGUUGGGGAACUGCUCUCGAACAAUAAAGCUUCUGUUCUUUUUAAAUACGUCUAUGGCAGUAUUCAAAUUACUACAGGAAAUAAAGGUUCAAAUGAC